Molecule: messenger RNA, 1290 nt
Organism: Nicotiana attenuata
Lineage: Eukaryota; Viridiplantae; Streptophyta; Magnoliopsida; Solanales; Solanaceae
Product: neurofilament medium polypeptide-like
Exons: 3
Coding region: 225-1055 (276 amino acids)
Molecular function (GO): metal ion binding
Source: RefSeq, a predicted model, not a curated record
ACAACUAUUCAACUCCUAGAAGCUGCCAAUCAAUCAAUUGAUGAUAUCAUGAAUUUCAACAAAUUCCUUCUCCUUUCCUAACUUACUUACCUCUUUCCUAAGUCAUUUCUCCUUAUCAUUCUUUCAUACUAUUAAUAUCACACCCUUUUUCUCCUCCUCAUUUUUUUCUGUGAAUUCAGAUCUAUCUUCUCAUUUCCCUGGUCUACACUUUCUAAGUCUGAACCAUGGGUGGUGACAACACUGAGAAGACCACUAUAAUGGUGCUCAAGGUUGAUCUUCAGUGCCCUUGCUGCUACAAGAAGGCCAAGAAAGUUCUCUGCAAAAUGCCCCAAGUUAGAGAUCAAGUGUAUGAUGAGAAGGCCAAUACUGUCACCAUUACAGUAGUGUGCUGCAGUCCUGAAAAAAUUCGUGACAAAUUGUGUUGUAAAGGAGGAAAAGCAAUCAAGAGUAUUGAGAUCAAAGAGCCUGGGAAGCCCAAGCCUCCUGAAAAGCCCAAGGAGCUCGAGAAACCCAAAGGGCCUGAAAAGCCCAAAGACAAGCCGAAGGAGCCUGAGAAAGGUAAGACUGUCACCUUUGAAAAGCCCAAGGAGCCCGAGAAGCCCAAGGACAAAACAAAAGAGCCCGAAAAGCCCAAGGACAAAGCAAAAGAUACCGAAAAGCCGAAGGACAAAGUAAACGAUACCGAGAAGCCAAAAGGACAAGAAAAGCCGACAAUAAUCGACAAACCUAAACAAAAAGAGCCCGAAAAGCCCAAGGACGGUCCUAUAGCUGCCAUGGUGGCAACGCCGUGGGUAUCGGAGCCGGUGAUGAUGAUGCCGGUCCAAGGAUACCCACAAGCAACAGCACAUGGAUGUGGUUGUGGGCAAUGUUACUAUACUGGGGGCCCAUGUUAUCAGUAUUACGGAACGCCGGUACCACAAGCCCCGGCCCCAUAUUACGGUAACUACUCGUAUGGAUAUGGGCCUGGCCCUGGCCCAUUUAGCUACGGAAAGGGACCUUAUGUUAACGGUGAAUACUUUAGUGAAGAAAAUGCUACAGGUUGCACAAUUAUGUAAUGUGACCCAAUCAUUGUGGGCCUACUUUGUACUUUCUUUAUUGGGCUUCUAAAUGUGUCCAAAACAAAGUUUUGGGUCCAUGUGAAUGCUUAUUAUUGUAUUCAUUAAUUUCACAUACGAUGUACAAGGUAUAGUUUUCUUUUAAAGUAAAAAGUGCAGAAAGAGAAUAAUAAGUAGGUGACCAAACGGCUUAACUGUCUAGUUAUAUAAAUCUUCUAUUAUUGCCCUACUUUAA